CCACUACUACCACUCUUUCUUUUCCAUAUAUUCUCUGCUUCCUUCCACAAGUAUCUGCUUUCAAAUAUUGGUCUAAGCUAUGGCUCCUGCUUUGGUUUCUACUAACCCUAACAAUAGCAAAGGCUAUCCUGGUAAGCUUACAUGGUACGUGGGAGUUACCUGCAUUAUAGCAGCCAUGGGUGGUUUGAUUUUUGGAUAUGAUAUCGGUAUAUCUGGUGGUGUGACGUCCAUGGCUCCCUUCUUGAGUAAAUUUUUCCCAUCUGUUUAUCGCAAGAAAGUUUCAAAUACAUCAACCAAUCAGUACUGCAAGUUUGAUAAUUUUACACUCACUUCGUUUACAUCUUCACUGUACAUUGCUGCAUUGGUUGCAUCCAUAUUUGCAUCAUGGAUCACUAAGAAGCUCGGUCGAAAAAUAUCCAUGCUUCUUGGUGGGUUGAUAUUUCUGGCUGGAGCAGCUAUUAAUGCUGGUGCUCAGGCUGUCUGGAUGCUUAUUCUCGGCCGUAUUCUCUUGGGUAUCGGCGUUGGCUUUUCCAUUCAGGCUGUGCCGCUUUAUGUCUCAGAGAUGGCUCCAUACAGACACCGUGGAUCUCUUAACAUUGUGUUUCAACUAGCAAUAACAAUUGGGAAUUUCGUAGCUAAUCUUGUGAAUUAUUUGACCCCUAAAAUCAAAGGUGGCCAAGGAUGGCGAGUGAGUCUUGGAGGAGCAUGUGUCCCUGCUGCUUUCAUCUUUAUCUCAGCAUGUUUCCUUCCAAACACCCCAAAUUCCAUGUUGGAGAAAGGCCAGAACGAAGAAGCUCGAGCCAUGCUUAGGCGCGUACGGGGCCUUUCUGACAAGGAAGUUGAGGAAGAAUUCCAAGAUUUGGUUGAGGCUAGUAAGGUAGCUAAGGAAGUGGAUCGUCCAUGGAGGACUAUCCUAAAACGACAAUACAGGCCACAUCUCACAAUGUCUAUACUCAUUCCAUUUUUCCAACAGCUCACUGGUAUAAAUGUGGUGAUGUUUUAUGCUCCUGUGCUCUUUCAAAGUAUUGGUUUUCAAGAUGAUGCUUCACUUCUCUCUGCAUUGGUUACUGGUACUAUUAACGUUGUAGCAACCUUGGUUUCCAUCUAUGGAAUUGAUAAGUGGGGAAGAAGGUUUCUAUUUCUUGAAGGUGGAUUUCAGAUGUUCAUCUUUCAGAUUUUACUAGCAGUUUUUAUCGGAUGGAAAUUUGGAACAUCAGGGGAAGUGGGUCAUCUACCAAAGUCGUAUGCAAUUACAGUAGUGGCGUUUAUAUGCUUGUUUGUGGCAGGCUUUGCCUGGUCAUGGGGGCCAUUGGGAUGGUUAGUGCCCAGUGAAAUAUUUCCAUUGGAAAUCAGAUCAGCAGCACAGAGUAUCACAGUUGCAGUGAACAUGUUAUUCACUUUCUUGAUUGCUCAAUUGUUCCUUUCCAUGCUUUGCCACAUGAAGUUUGGGCUGUUCAUCUUCUUUGCUGUCUUCGUGGCGCUCAUGACUCUCUUCAUUUAUCUUUUCUUGCCUGAGACUAAGAACAUACCCAUUGAAGACAUGUCCCAAGUUUGGAAGCAACAUUGGUUCUGGAAAAGAUUCUUGCAGGAAGAUCAGCCCCAGGCCCUGCAGUUGGUCUAGAAUUACUUUUAUUUUCUUUUCCUGUUCUGUUUAAUUUUUUCAUCAUAACUUUCGAUCAAUAACAUAACUUUUCAUCACACUUUCUUAGAAUCUAUAAUGGGAUGUUUAUGUUCUCUUGCAAAUUUCAAAAUUAAGAGAAGACAGUUCCUUUCAA
Hevea brasiliensis (rubber tree) is the source of this 1775-nucleotide messenger RNA. RefSeq names its product sugar carrier protein C-like. Gene Ontology annotation, cellular component: membrane. The record is from RefSeq and is a predicted model, not a curated record. Lineage: Eukaryota; Viridiplantae; Streptophyta; Magnoliopsida; Malpighiales; Euphorbiaceae. Gene Ontology annotation, biological process: monosaccharide transmembrane transport. Gene Ontology annotation, molecular function: monosaccharide transmembrane transporter activity. The coding region runs from base 80 to 1621 and encodes 513 amino acids. The transcript is spliced from 3 exons.